CUUAAACAACUCCGGCACGAUCGACAUCAUGGCGUCUAACGUGCUACCCCUGUUCUGGGACUUGGCGUCAUCUUCUCGUGAAAAGCGUUUGGGAGCGAGCGCCGACCUUGUCGCGGCUGCCCAGACAUUCCAAGCAACCUACUCCGCACCCGAGAAGGCAUCCGGAGACGAGGACGAAGACGACGACGAUGAGGGCGAUGACGGAUCCGAAUCGGGUAUGGAGGUGGACGGAGACGAUGAAGAAGAAGGGCCAAGCGCUGUUGACCCAGUUCUUGCCGCCAAGCUCGAUGCAGCGCUGGCACGCAAUAACGCUCCGGACGUGGUAUACUGCAUCAAGCGACUGGUCCGCGGAUUGGGUUCGUCGCGUGAGCACAGCCGACUCGGCUUUGCUGUUGCCCUGACUGAAUUGCUUGCGCGCUCUCAGAACGUGACCGCAGCGCAAGUGCUUUCGCUCCUUCUGCGCGCGUCGCAGUGGAGCAAGGGGAUGAAGGGGAGUGACGAGCGCGACAUGAUGUUUGCGCGCCUCUUCGGUGUAAUGGCUGUCGUAGACUCAGGGCUGCUCUUCGCGCCAUCUGCGACCCUUGACGACUUCUCGACAGUGCUCGAGAGCCUGCUGGCACUCGCAGACUCCAAGGCGUGGCUCGCCGAGGCUGCAGGCUGGGGACUGCUUCGGGCAGCCGAGGGGCUUCUCGCCGCCAGUGUCGAGUGGAAGGAUGAGGCGCUCGAGCGCCUCACGGAGCGCGUGUACGCGGACCGCGCAUGGUCGCCAGAAAAGGUUGCGCUCACACUCGCGCUGCAGCGGGGCGCACCGGAUCUCGACUGGAAGGCGCUGCUCUCACCAACAUUCAAGUCAACGCCGCUCCUUACGUCGCCGAACCUCGUUACUCUCGGUCGCAUGCUUAAAGAGGGCGGCGAGGACGACGCACGCGCGGGCACGUACCAGCCCAAGCUGCACUUCGUGUGGGAUGGCAUCUUCGCUGAGUACUUCACGCACUCGGCGACAGGGAUUGCGCCAUUCGCCGAGCUGUUCCGCACCGUCGUUGAUGAAGCACUCUUCGCCAACACCUCCUCCGCUGAGCGCAAAUACUGGGGCUUCCAGGUGUUUGAGCGUGCUCUCCCCCUGCUGCCGGCGGACAACGUCCCCCUCGUCUUCACGCCCAACUUUAUGCGCUCGUGGAUGAACAACCUCUCUUCCACCGACCGCCACCUCCACAAAGCGGCUGUCCAGGUCGCUCGCAAAGUGAACGAGCACGUCAAGGCUGACCCAACCGCCGGUUUCACGCUCCUCUCUCAACUCGUUGGCAAGCACGGCCGCCCUGACUUUGACCGCGUCACGAAGACCAAGACGGUUGAGGGGAUCAUGAGCUCGCUCUCGGUCGACGGCGUUGAGAAGUACGUCGGGUACCUCGAGAAUGUUCUCGUUAGCGAGGACGAGGGCGGCCUCGAUGAGCGCCGCACCUGGGCGCUGGACCAGAUGCUUGCCCUCGCGCGCAACGGCGCCGUGCCCCGCGCGGACAGCUGGAUUACGCGCGUGCUGGAAGCGCUCCUCGUGCACGGAUUUUUCCUGAUUCGCAAGGCCGACAAGCGCUCGAAGAUCGUCGCCCUCCGCGCCAUGCCCAAGCCUCCCCUCUCGGACGUCGUCGCGGCGACCGCGCGCGCGCGCUUCUUCUCCGUCCUUGUUGAGGUCACCGCUCACAAGGAGGAUGGGAAGGAGGGCACCGACAGCACGGGCAAGUUGUGGCUUACGCGUGCGCUCGACACAAUGGCGACUCUCGAGAAGAGCUCGGCCGUCGAGCUCGUCACGGACGCCGACGACGAGAUCAAGAAGAUCCGCUCUGAUGCUCUCGCGGCUCUUGCGCCGCUCGGUGACGAGCCGGCCGCGCGUGGUGCGCGUAUUCUGGUCUCCUUCCUCGUCCUACAGACGUAUGACGAGGCUGAGGACGCGCUCGACAUGCUGGACGAGGCCGUGGGCGCUGUCCGCGCUCUGUUCCCCGCCAAGAAGCGCGGACGCAAAAAGGCCGAGCCUGUGGACGAGGACGCUCCGCCUCCCGUUGACGCCCUACUCGAUGUCCUCGUUGCACUACUGGACAAGGGGAGUGCCGACCUCCGCACUCUCGCGAACCAGGUGUUCGGCAUGCUUGUGCCCGCCAUGACGGCGAGUGCUGUGGAGCAUCUUGUGGCUCAGCUCGAGCAGUCGGGCGCGGCGGCUGCUGAGGGCGAGGAUGACGACGAAGAUGACGACGAGGAGCACGAACACGGCCCCGACUGCGACCACUCUGAUGAUGAGGACGAGGAGGAGUCGGAUGACGAAUCGGUCGCAUCUGACGACACCGAUGCCAACGCUGAGGUCGACCCCGAGUUCCGCCGCCGCGUGGCUGAGGCGCUCAAGGUGUCUGGCGUGCUUGACGAGAAGGAGGAGGGCGGUGAGGACGACAGCGACGACGAGAGCGUGUGGGACGACGAGCAGAUGAUGAAGGUCGAUGAGCAGCUGGCCGCCGUGUUCAAGCAGCAAGCGAGCAGCAAGAAGGCGGACCUGAAGCACGCGGCGACCGAGGCGCUGCACUUCAAGAACCGGGUGCUCGACUUCUUUGACGUCUUCCUGCGCCGGCCGACACCGUUGGCACUCGCGCUCCUCCUGCCUCUGCUGCACGUGGUGCGCGGUGGGGGCGAGCUCGGCAACAAGGCCGCGGGCAUUCUGCGCACGCGGCUGAAGAGCACUCUUUCUGCCUCGAGCGACGAGGCUGAGCUCGAGCGCGCAGGCAAGAUCCUCUCCGAGAUCCACUCUUUAGCGCGCCGCGCCCCCACCGCCGAGUUCUCGGGUCUCUGCAGCGCUGCGUCUCUCUUCGCCGCGCGUGUGGCGCCCGCCCAGGCGCUCGAGGAGUACAAGGCUACGCUGGCCGACUUCGUGACACGCAAGCACUCCGGCGUUCACCCUCCAUUCCUGCAGGAUUACGCCCGCCGGAACGCGGGCAAGGCAUGGCCGCUCGCGAGCGAGAUUAUAACUCUCCUCAAGGACGGCAAGGCCGCGAACGCAUAUCGCCACGCCCAGUCAUAUGCGCUGCUCGGCGCGCUGCUCUCGCAAGCACCCGCAUUGGUCAAGGCUGGCGAGAUCACAGCAGCCGACGCCGAGGCGGUGGUCAAGGGCUCGAUGAGCGACGUGUAUACUGUGCUCGAGGCGGCGGCUGAGGGCGGCGAAUGGAAGGCCGACCGGCUCAAGGACGCGGCCAAGUUCGCGCUCGUUGUCGCGCGCUCCGCGCGCGCUCUGGACAUUGGGGACGCGUGUGAUGCCCCACGUCUCGCGACAGUCCUCGAGAGCGUCAAGGCUGGACGGACAAAGGACAUGAAGGGCGUGCAUGCGCUUCUGCAGCAGCUAGGGGCUGUGCUGUCGAAGAAGGAGGGCAAGAGCAAGGAGGGGAAGGGGAAGGGGAAGAAGGCGGACGGGGCAAAGGCUGAGGUGAACGGUGCAGCGCAGGUGGAGGAGCCAAAACCUGUCACGGGCAAGCGGAAGGCAGUGAAGGAGAAACCGGCCAAGGGCAAGAAGAAGGCCAAGGCUGAGUAGGGCAGGGGGUUCAUAGACAUGCAUUCGGUACAUUAGUUG
This is a messenger RNA of Cutaneotrichosporon oleaginosum, 3598 nucleotides long. RefSeq lists its product as uncharacterized. Gene Ontology annotation, biological process: regulation of DNA-templated transcription. Gene Ontology annotation, molecular function: transcription factor binding; rDNA binding. Gene Ontology annotation, cellular component: nucleolus. The record is from RefSeq and is a predicted model, not a curated record. NCBI's taxonomy places the organism in Eukaryota, Fungi, Basidiomycota, Tremellomycetes, Trichosporonales, Trichosporonaceae.